AUGAGCAUGACCAUUACUCUUAAAAAAGAUUGGAAAGUUAUAUGUGACAUAGAGUGUCCUCAUCCACCGGCUGACUUAUAUGGAUUGCCAAGAGAGUUGAAUAUAGAUUCAUUUGUUUCAAGGAGAAAGAUAUCGGAUAUUUCUGCUUUGCCACAGUUUUCAGUAGCACCUGCUCCAAAGUCUACACGUGACAAGAAUGAGUGGGGAAGGUUUUCGAAUUUCAUGCACAAGCAAGACAAUGUUGCUAUUGCAAGCUUUGAGCAGUGCAAGUUCUACUUUUUGCCUCCACCGAAAGCAUCUAUAUCAUGCUCAGUUAAUGUUGCAUAUCAAAUAGGCAGCACAUCUACUGUAGAUACUCGUCCAAGAGAUUGUGAAUCAGGUUCACACAUAGCUGAGGAAUAUGGUGGACACAAUACUAUCAUGGCAAGAGGUCCACCAAAUGGUGGAGAUGCCUCCUCCUCACUUCCAAAGUUUCCCCCUGCGGAAGAUCGCGCACAUCAUUUUACAUCUGAAACCUGUGGUGGAAUUCAAUCACAUGCGAUGAAGGAAAGACUUCCUGAGAAAAAUUUCAUACGAGCAGACCCAAGUUACCUGAAAACUCUUGGCCAGGCUCACUCUGGAUGGAUUUUUGGUGGAAUAGCUGAGCUUGUUGAUAAUUCACGGGAUGCCAAAGCAACUAAGAUUGAUAUUUUUGUUGAUAUGAUAAAGAUGAAGAAAUCUGGGAACGAUGUACCCAUGCUGUCAGUAAUUGAUGAUGGUCAAGGGAUGAACCAUGAUGAGAUUAUGAGAAUGGUAUCUUUUGGGCACAAAAAAUCUGACUAUGAUGACAAGGACCAAAUCGGUAGAUUUGGUGUUGGAUUCAAGACAGGAGCAAUGAGGCUUGGCAAAGAUGUUCUUGUUCUAACCCAGACUGCUAAUUCCAGAUCUAUAGCUUUUCUUUCACAAUCAUUGAAUGAAGGCAAGGAUAAUAUAGAGAUUCCCAUUGUUAGUUACUGCCGGCAAGGACAACAAAUGGAAGUUGACACAAAAGCGCAAUCAGAUAAAUUGGCAAAAUACAAUUUAAAAGCUAUUAAGGAGUUCUCACCGUUUAAUAAGUAUCUUAUUGGUGAAAAGGCAGCCUUGUUUUGUGGUGGUACGGGAACCCAAAUAUAUAUAUGGAACUUGGAUGAAUGGGGGUCAGGGUGUUGCCUAGAGUGGCAUGAUGGAUUGAAAGGUGGGAGUUCUUUUCAUCAAGGUGAUAUUUUCAUCCGCAGCAGAAGGAGUCGUUCUCGUCUAGGCCAACUUAAUCAAAAGGUUCCUUUGGAUUUCUCUUUACGAGCUUAUUUGGAAGUCAUCUUCUUAGUUCCUCGAAUGAAGAUAUGUGUUCAAAGGAAACUGGUUAAAAGUCGACCGCUAGCAAAUUUCCUCACUAAAACGAUUAUUGAAAGUGGUGAGAUAUUGAAAAGGCCAGUUGAAUUGACUCUAGGACUUAGUCAAUUAGAAUGGGAUCAAGCAAACUGUGGAGUAUUUCUGUAUUGGCAUGGUCGCUUAAUUGAGGCUUACAAGAGAGUUGGUGGCAUGAUUCAUAGUGCAGAUGUGGGUCGGGGUGUAAUUGGUGUCAUGGAUGUGACCAAUUUAAUUGAUGAUCUGGAUGGUCGUGUGUGGGUGCAUAAUAACAAGCAGGGAUUCCAAGAUUGUGAAGCAUAUGCAUGUCUUGAGCAGUGGCUUGGGGAAAAAGCAGAUGAAUACUGGGACACUAAUUUUGAUUCACUUCAUUUGGACAAGGAUAACUGUGUCUACAAACCAGAUUGUGAGUGGGUGCAAUGUGACAAAUGCCGAAAGUGGAGAAUGUUGCCUUCAACCUUUGACAGCGGAGCGUUGGCUACGCAAUGGAUAUGA
Messenger RNA from Vicia faba (fava bean), 1878 nucleotides. Lineage: Eukaryota; Viridiplantae; Streptophyta; Magnoliopsida; Fabales; Fabaceae. The record is from the annotation of a GenBank genome assembly.